Messenger RNA from Microthlaspi erraticum, 1530 nucleotides. The record is from the annotation of a GenBank genome assembly. NCBI's taxonomy places the organism in Eukaryota, Viridiplantae, Streptophyta, Magnoliopsida, Brassicales, Brassicaceae.
AUGGAAACAGAAGACGAUCUGUGCCAGAGCAAUUGGGGAAGAAGCUCUUCGAAACUGGGAAACCAAACUUUCACAAGAGCAAACCAAAAGUGGGAAGAUGCUUCAAUCUUGGACUACGAGAUGGAUAUGGAGCCACCUAGCUUGCAAGUCUUCCAACAGAUGAAAUCUUCAGGUCAAGAUAACAACAACAACAACACUCAAGUCAACGCUGAUUUCUUGCAAGGCGUUAGAGCUCAAGCAUGGGAUCCAAGAACGAUGCUCAGCAACCUAUCUUUCAUGGAGCAGAAGAUCCACCAGCUCCAAGACCUUGUCCAUCUGAUCGUCGGAGGACGAAACGGCGAGCUCGCUGCUCAGCAGCAGCAGCAAGAACUCAUAACCACCGAUCUAACUUCCAUAAUCAUACAGCUGAUAUCAACCGCAGGUAGUCUUCUUCCAUCUGUUAAGCAUAAUAUGUCAACAGCACCGGGUCCAUUAUUCACUGGACAGCCCGGUGGUUCUUCCUCGGCCAUGUUCCCUUACCCCAGGGAGGCUAAUAACGUUGCUUCACAGACCCAAUCCAUCGAUUUGCCUAAGCCGCAGCCGCCGCUUGCUGCUGCUCUUGUUGCUGAUGUUGAGAGGGAAGAGCAUGAGAUGAAAGAUGAAGAUGACGCGGAGGAAGGAGAGAACCUUCCUCCAGGCUCGUACGAGAUCUUGCAGCUUGAGAAAGAGGAGAUUCUUGCGCCGCACACGCACUUCUGCACCAUUUGCGGGAAAGGUUUCAAGAGAGACGCUAACCUGAGGAUGCACAUGAGAGGCCACGGAGACGAGUACAAGACCCCCGCCGCUCUCGCCAAACCCAACAAGGAAUCGCUACCCGGGUCUGAGCCGGUGCUGAUCAAACGGUACUCGUGCCCAUUCCCGGGUUGCAAACGUAACAAGGAGCACAAAAAGUUCCAGCCUUUGAAGACGAUCCUGUGCGUCAAGAACCACUACAAACGCACGCACUGCGACAAGAGCUUCACUUGCAGCCGCUGCCACACCAAGAAGUUCUCCGUCAUUGCCGACCUGAAAACACACGAGAAGCACUGCGGGAAGAACAAGUGGCUCUGCUCCUGCGGCACGACGUUCUCGAGGAAAGACAAGCUCUUUGGCCACAUUGCUCUCUUCCAAGGACACACCCCUGCGAUCCUUGUCGAGGACACCAAGCUUUCGGCUGUUGCAUCUACUCAGAGAGAGAAUGCAAACAACAACAACAACAACAGCAACAGCGACGCGGGAAUGGUUGGCUUCGAUCUCGGUUCUGCGAGUAACCUGAACCAAGAAACCGCGCUGCAGCAGCAUUCUGAGUUCAUGGAGGAGAAGAUAAGCUUUGAGGAGUCUUUCUCGCCGCUGAGCUUCGAUACGUGUAAUUUUGGAGGGUUCCAUGAGUUCCCACGACCCAUGUUUGAUGACUCAGAGACUUCAUUUCAAAUGCUUAUUUCGAGUGCUUGUGGUUUCUCACCAAGGAAUGGUGGUGGUACUGGUGGCUCUGUUUCAAAUACUAGUCUCUAA